UCGAUCGAUCGAUCGAUGGCAGAGGUUUUGAGCAAAACCAGUCUGUUGUCGUCCUGGCAUCAUCAUCAGUAUCAUCAAAACAAUCAAAGCAGCAUCUCCGUUUUCCCAAAGAGUUGUAAUUACAAUAAAUCAAGGUCUUUCUCUUGCUCUCUCAAACUGAAUCCGGAGAUUUCAUCACUAUCGUUAUCGACAAAGAGUGAUUUUCACGGCAAAAGGAUUGCUUUUCAAGCCACCAGCAUCAGGAGGAGUUCCCAACCCCACGCUUCUUCUGCCGUUAAUUCCCAGCAGCAGUCUGGACUUCGGAUUGGCAAAGCUCUGAAAUGGUGGGAGAAGGGGAAUCAACCCAACAUGAAAGGGGUGGCAUCUGCGGAGGACCUAGUGGAAUCCCUUUCAAAUGCCGGGGAUAAGCUGGUGGUCGUUGAUUUCUUCUCUCCUGGCUGCGGUGGCUGCAAGGCUCUUCAUCCCAAGAUAUGUCAGCUGGCAGAGACGAACCCAGAUGUUCAAUUCCUUCAGGUGAACUACGAGGAACACAAGUCCAUGUGUUACAGUCUCAAUGUUCAUGUCCUGCCCUUCUUCCGCUUUUACAGAGGUGCUCAUGGUCGCCUUUGCAGCUUCAGCUGCACCAACGCCACGAUCAAGAAGUUUAGAGAUGCAUUAGCCAAGCACAAACCAGAGCGGUGCAGCCUUGGGCCAACAAAAGGGCUGGAGGAGAAAGAGCUCCUAGCUCUUGCUACCAACAAAGACCUCUCAUUUACCUACACUCCUAAACCAACAGAAGAUGUGCCUGCCAAGGAGGAAGUGAUUGUGGCUGAAGAGGCACCAUCUCGUCUUCCUCUUGUGUCGGCAACCUCAAAGUCUGCUCAAGUGGUCACUGCCUGGAGGUAACAGUGGCACAUACAAGCAGUUGAGAGUUGAGAGCUGCGGUUCUUUGGAAUUGGUUUUUGGGAUCCAAGCCUGCGUGCAAAAAUCAUGUGUUGUAAAUUUGAAGAGAGCAACCAAUUGUAUUUCGGAAUGUUGGUCCGCUCUUAUCAUAUCCUGUGUGCAAGUGUGUAUGUAAUUAAAAGCUUCCUGGUCUUCUUGUUCUAUAAGUAGUCUUGAGCCAGUGGGAAGAUGGAAGAUCCUUGACACUCCUCUCCUCACCUGUUGUUUUUACUGGGGUGUGGCAUCAUCAUAUAUAUGUAUGUGUGUAUACAAGUUAAUAUUUGGGAUUUGAAGUUUGAAUGCAAUGUUGACUGCUGAUUUUAUGCUGCA
Molecule: messenger RNA, 1251 nt
Organism: Pyrus x bretschneideri (Chinese white pear)
Lineage: Eukaryota; Viridiplantae; Streptophyta; Magnoliopsida; Rosales; Rosaceae
Product: thioredoxin-like 1-1, chloroplastic
Exons: 3
Coding region: 16-885 (289 amino acids)
Biological process (GO): cell redox homeostasis
Source: RefSeq, a predicted model, not a curated record